AUGGCCUUUAUCGAGGCCAAUGAGUCGGCCGAACCGACACCUAAUGUGGGGCAUGGGUUCAUUGGCGGUACCUUGGGUACGCAAACGGGAACCUUUUCAUUUGGCCAAUUCCAAGGCAGCAUGGCCUACGAGGCGCUUGACGUUCCUGUGUUCAUCGUGAUGGGUAUGAUUGGUGGACUCGCAGGAGCUGCUUUUAACGGUGCCAACAUGGUAUUGACCCAGUUUAGGAAGCGUUACGUGACUCACCGCUACCUGCGUUUCGGUGAGGCUUUGCUGAUCGCUUUCAGCAUGGCAACGGCAUCGUUUUGGCUGUCUUACUUUUUCGGCACGUGCCGCAACCUCGCUGGCGACUAUAGCGACUCACUUUUCGCGGUUUUACUGUCCGGAGGCUUCACGCCGUUUUCGCUGUGCAUGUUCUUCGUUGUGUUCUAUAUGUUCGCGCAUUGGACCUACGGUAUUGCUGUGCCAUCGGGUUUGUUCGUGCCCAGCUUACUCGCUGGCGCAGCCUAUGGUCGCAUUUGUGUGAUUAUGUUUGGUGGCAUGGCACGUAUGACUAUCUCGCUGACGGUGAUUAUCCUUGAGUAUACGGGCGUGAUCGAGUGGGGUCUUCCCAUUAUGGUGUCCCUUAUGGCUGCUUGCUGGGUUGGCAACAGUUUCAACGAGGGUCUGUACGACAUCCACAUUCACUUGAACCAUUUGCCAUUUCUUGAGUUUGAUCCGCCUUAUUACGCGCGUUUUCUGCGUGCCCUUAACGUCAUAAGCUCACCUCCAACGUGCGUACCGCAGAUUGCCAAGGUCGGUGAGAUUUACGAUGUGCUGAAGAAUUGUAAUCACGGUGGUUUUCCAGUGAUUGUGCCCCGCAGUCAGGAUGCUGCAGGUGGUGGGCAACAACCUAAUCUUAGCGCUAAACGAAGGUCUCCUCGCUUCUCAGGUAUAAUCAAUCGACACCAUUUGGCUGUGCUACUUCAGCGUAAGGACUUUUUUGUCGAGAAGCCAGAACCCUUUGUUCGCAUUCCUGCCGGUGACACAACGCUAUUGUACAAUGACCAGUACGCGCUUUCAUAUCGGGACAUGGAAGGCAGCUAUCCACGAUACCCAUCCGUCAGUGACAUUCAACUAGACGAGGAGGAGCGAGGUUUGUGGAUGGAUCUUACACCAUACAUGAAUACUACGCCGUACACUGUCCAGGAGCAGACUCCAGUACCGCGUGCUUUCCGUCUGUUUCGAUCAUUGGGACUACGUCAUCUCAUUGUGCUGAACCGGCGUAAUGAAGUGCGUGGACUGAUUACACGAAAAGACCUGACACCGGCGCAUCUCAAGUUUUGCCUUGAGGCACUGAGCGAAGCGGAGAAGCAGCGUAUUCAGGGUUAUUUCCAUCGCGAUCGCUGUGGGUCAGAGCGAUUUGAAGACGUGGAGAAGAAGCUGAUCAGGAUUAAUGACAACUGGUAA
Molecule: messenger RNA, 1449 nt
Organism: Peronospora belbahrii
Lineage: Eukaryota; Oomycota; Peronosporomycetes; Peronosporales; Peronosporaceae
Source: the annotation of a GenBank genome assembly